AUGGGCUCCCUUCAAAGACCUUCAUUUUGGUAUGAAAGUUGGAUGGUCGGUAAGCCCGAAGCGCCAGCGACAAGCGCGAGGAAACGCGUUGCCGAAGAAUUGUUGCUCGCCAUCAAAGAUCACGUCUACGACACCCAGACACUGGACGAAAUAACUCUUCUCAUAAACCACGAAUGUCUCUGCCACGAAGUCGAAAACUCUGAAAGUUCAAGGUUUAUCUUCAGGAGCGCGCUCGACAUACCAGUGAUCAGCCAACUCGCGGAGCAGCUGUCCUCUUGUGGGGUGAAAUAUGUCAAUGCAUCCUCCCACGUCCUAAGAGAGCUACAAUUGCGGGCUUUACUCUCUGUUGUGGCAUGGCUACACCUUCGCGGAGUGACUGCCCACCAGGCAGAUUCUCAUGCGAGAUGGCAGGAGCAAAUAAACCAGCUAUAUCAAGAUCUGGUUUGGCUACCGGAAGAGCAGACUGGGGCUACGCAAGAGGCAUUUCGUAGAGCGCAAUGCUCAUAUCUACUUUCUCUGGUAGCAGCCCAGCAAUUCGUCAAAGCAAGGCCCAGGAUCAAGGACGCCCUUGAAGUUGCAGGCGACCUGAUGCAGCUGGGCGUGGUCGCAGUCAAUAUUGCCCUGGGCUUCGGAAUUGGUAACAUGAACAAUGCUGUUAAAGAUCUUUACGGGAAUUUUACCCGACUGCUGGACUCUACUCGACACGCAGAGCCAUCAGACAACCGGUAUCACGAUCUCUUCAAAAUGCAAGGCCUCACCAGGAUUGCAGUAGCACUCGAGUUCUACUCACGCAUCGGUGCCCAAUCAGUGGAAAGCCAUAAAAGUAAUGAUGAUCUACAUACAAAAGCAUUGAAAUGCUCCAGAGCCGCUGCGGAUGUUGCUCUGGAGCAAGUGCUACGGGUUCUGAACUCAGAGGACAAUGGAUGUUUCGAAGCAGAUCUUCGUCGUCCAUCAAAGUUUCGUGAGCAAUUGUCAGCGGUUUUGGACCGGGGACCCGCCAGUCUGGACAGAUAUAACUACUUUUAUGGAAUAUUGGACUGUGCGACACAGUUGGCUAGCAUCACUGAUCCUGAGCGAUACCCGGCUGGCUUUGAAGAGAGGAUGAGGUUGAUCGUCGCAAGGAGCAGAGUAGCUAACUUUCGGUGGAAAGCGCUGGAAGUCCUCUUAGCCAACCCUUCCUCACGAUCCCUGCAAUCUCAGCUUGUUCUCACGGAGGCCGGGCAAAGAUCAGGGCCUGAGCUCCAGAAGCAGCUCCGGGACGAAAUGACUAUGGUAUUGGAAUGUCUUGGAGAUAGUACCAGCAUUUCCAUCACCGAGUCUUCCUCCUCGAGACAGGUGAUGGACCGUCUUGAUUGGAUCGAAAGAAACGUCCCAACAAGUGGAAUUACCUCGGAGGCUCAGAAGUUCAGUGUCCCGCUCCCCCGUGGUUCAGCAUUCCACAGAAUUCGUUUUUCGGCAGCUGGACUUUCCACAGAAUGCUCACACGCCUAUUUCUUAAACGAGAAGAUGGUCUUGAUCUAUUCCCUGAGCAACCUGGGUGAACAGCCUGGAAUGCAACCAGUUUUUCGACAUGCUGCUUCUGAACUUAAAUAUGCUGCCGCCGCCCUAUCAGAAAGGUUUGUUGUGCUUCUGGUGGAAGAGUCUAGGGUAAAGUCUAUACGCAUCUUCCGAUAUGACGGACAGAUGAUAGAUCUGGAUACAUUCGGUAUGGAGGCGGAUCGUCAUCAAUGGAAUCCAAACAACCUCAUCACCAUUCAUGAAACGGACGAUCGCACCUGGAUUGCCGUUGGGGGAUGGGUAAGACAGGAAGGAGCCCACUCCGGCAGCAUUAAGAUGUAUUGCAUUCAUGGAAAUAAUGAGAUUGCUACUCUAACAAGGCAGCCUGUCUCUUUCACUCGGCCCAAACCCAACCCGUUGACUAUGGAUUUGUUGAAAACACUAGCAUUCAGCCCUGACGGGAAAAGGCUUGUUUGCGCUACUAACAACAAUCGGAUCUUGGUCUGGCGUCUGUCAAAUAAUGCUCGUCCAGACGGGGCACCGUUUAUUCUGAAGAAGGACAUCACGACGGACAUGACUAGCGGAGGAAUCUCGUCGACAUCCCUCUUCGAAUCUUCCCUGUCCCAUCCCUACGUCCUUUGUACAACUCUGCCCUCACUCGAGAGGGUUGUUCACAAAGGAGAAUGGUCCUUCGUCUCACCAAUAGGCUCAGCACAAGUCCGCGUGCACGAAAGGCUGGUUCAUGAUCUUGUGCAACUCAGAAAGUCAGGGUCAAUCCUCGCUGGAGCGGUUUGUCCUUGUGUCGGAAUUAUCGCCCUGGUAGAACGCCUAGGCAAACAUCAGGCCAGAAUUGUAAUCAUGCCUAUGGUCGCCGAAGAGGGUGGUGGGCUGUCAGCCCUUAACCCCGUGCCGCUUGGUGGAGGCACACUGGCCAUUCAAGACCAUGAAAAAUUCAAAAAUUUUCCUACCGCUCUCCGCUUCCAGGAGACUCGAAACGGGUACUGCUUGGUUGCCGUUGAUAUCGAAGGCAAAGUAGUCAAGAAAGCCUGGAAGAAUCCCAUCGGAAUGGGCUGA
Messenger RNA from Endocarpon pusillum Z07020, 2571 nucleotides. RefSeq lists its product as uncharacterized. The coding region runs from base 1 to 2571 and encodes 856 amino acids. Lineage: Eukaryota; Fungi; Ascomycota; Eurotiomycetes; Verrucariales; Verrucariaceae. The transcript has 4 exons. Gene Ontology annotation, molecular function: protein binding. The record is from RefSeq and is a predicted model, not a curated record.